Molecule: messenger RNA, 1689 nt
Organism: Charadrius vociferus (killdeer)
Lineage: Eukaryota; Metazoa; Chordata; Aves; Charadriiformes; Charadriidae
Gene: TIMM22
Product: translocase of inner mitochondrial membrane 22 homolog (yeast)
Exons: 6
Coding region: 1-825 (274 amino acids)
Biological process (GO): protein insertion into mitochondrial inner membrane
Cellular component (GO): TIM22 mitochondrial import inner membrane insertion complex
Molecular function (GO): transmembrane protein transporter activity
Source: RefSeq, a predicted model, not a curated record
AUGGCAUCAGACGAGGAUUUUCUUUACAGGAUAUAUGGCUCCCUUCGUCUACAGUAUAAGCAACUACUGCAGGGCCAGUUCCUUUCCCUUCAUAGUAGGGGAUGGAACCACACAGACAAUGGAAACUCCCUUGGAAUGCACAAAGACAAAGUUACCACUGUAACCAGAGCUCUCCAGAAGGAUAGUGGCAACUACCAGCUGGAUGGUGGGAUAACCGAAGAAGCCAUGAAGCACAACUGUCUGCUGGCUAUCAGUAGAAGUCCACCAUGCUUCUCUGGUUUAAGUAGAGGUGUUGUCUUGUUCCACUACAGAUGUCAGGAAGUUCAAGCAGCUAGUGGACAUUUGCAGAAUGAAUCAUGGGGCACCACUUUUCAUUUUGACAAAAACAACUGCUGUUCAGUUAAAAAGAUGAUGCUGAUCAAAUGGGUGGAUAUAGAAAGUGAUCUCCUGCAACUGUUGCCAAAAAGGCUCCGCCAGCGGUUUGUUCUGGGAGGCGCAUUCGGUGUCUUCACCGCUGGCAUCGACACCAACGUUGGGUUUGAUCCCAAGGAUCCAUAUCGCACGCCAACCGCAAAAGAGGUCCUCAAAGAUAUGGGGCAGCGAGGCAUAUCCUAUGCAAAGAACUUCGCCAUUGUGGGUGCCAUGUUCUCCUGCACCGAAUGCGUGGUAGAAUCUUAUCGUGGAAAGUCAGACUGGAAGAAUAGUGUUAUUAGCGGCUGCAUCACAGGAGGAGCAAUCGGCUUCAGAGCUGGUUUGAAGGCAGGGGUUAUCGGCUGUGGUGGAUUUGCCGCUUUCUCCGCCGCAAUUGAUUACUAUCUGCGGUAACAGUGGGAUCCCUUGGGAGCAAGUUUCCCUUUUGUUCCAGCGCUGCUGCUGAGAGCCUGCAUCAUGGCAGAAGAACCAUCAGGCUUACCUUUCCGUUGCCUUUGGAGUCCUGAUCAGUGCAAGCUGGAUGGCGUUGGCUGCUUUUCCUGAAUGACUAACAAUAAUCUGGCUCUGAGCCCUGGCGUGCUGCUUCGGGCAGACUUGCGGGAGUAUGGAAGGAUGGAGCCAGGCGCAGUGAGCAGUAUCUCCAGGACGGAUCAGCUGACUGUCAGUUUCCAGGAAACAAGCCUGGACUUUGAGCUUUUUCGAUCCUUUGGGUCUGAUUUUAAUUAAGUCUGUUGCUAGCAUCAAAAGAGGCAGGAGGACAAUCUUCAAAAAAAGCAGUGCACUGAUUUAGGUUACUGUGUAUUUGAACGUGCUGCAAGUGUUUUUACAGUUAUCAGUUUGCUGCUUGCUACUCUGUUGGGGAGAGGUAAGAUCCUGUGGAGAAAUAGUUUGUUCCAGGCUUUUCUUAAAAUACCAGCUGAAGACAAACCACCAUCUGUACAACUUGUCUUAUUUCAAGUACAGAGAUGAGAGCCAGAUUUCUUUACCAUGUCUUAAAGGGAAAAGCAAAAAGGAAUCCUUAGCCUUAGAACUGUGUGGUUACUGGCAGAUGAACAAAACAGUUUAAGGGGGGAAAAAAGAGGUAGUUGCAGAAGUAUAAUUCUCUGUAGCCACUUGGCUAGCCUGGUUUAACCUCGCUGUGGGAGUACACGUAAUCUUGCUACUGCUUUAACUGCCUCAGGCUCACACCAUUAGUUCCAGCAGUUUGAUGGUGAGACUAGAAAGCAGAGUUGUGAGAAUAAACCACUGUUAGACAGA